CGUAGUCAACAUUACACAUACCAGAAGUACGUACACACAAACCCUCACACUAGAAGACCGAUCCAUGGCGCCAUCCCCGGCCGCCGCCGUGAAGACGACGAGAGCGACGUGCGUGCUGUUGAUCCUGCUCCUGUUGGCCGACGGGCGGUCGAGGCCCGUGGCUGGGCAGGCGCCACCGGCGCCCGAGGAGGCCGUGGCAAUCGAGGCGGAUGCCGACGGCCGUGGAAACGGCACCCGCGGCGGCGGCAGGAGCGCCGGGACGCCGAAGGAGUUGAGCGCCAUCGACUGCCAGGUCUGCGAGUCGACGUGUCGGGUCAAGUGCCUCGUCAACAACCUCUUGCAGUGGGGCAGCUGCUACCAGCACUGCAAGGCCGACAACUGCAACGAGUGGUGUAGGUAG
Messenger RNA from Triticum dicoccoides, 400 nucleotides. RefSeq lists its product as uncharacterized. NCBI's taxonomy places the organism in Eukaryota, Viridiplantae, Streptophyta, Magnoliopsida, Poales, Poaceae. The coding region runs from base 65 to 400 and encodes 111 amino acids. The record is from RefSeq and is a predicted model, not a curated record. The transcript has a single exon.